GUACUUAAGUCGUACAAAUAUGAAAAGUGAAAGCAGUUGCUAAAUGCUUACAUUUCAAUUUCAAAUUCAAAUUCGUAUCUCCACUUCAGUUCUCAUCAUGUUUAUUGCCAAAACGUUGAGAGCUACGGCAUUUGGGCUUUAUGGCUAUUUGAAUUUCACAAAGUCUGGUUUUGCGGAACACGCGAAAAAGUUUAAGCCAGAGGAUAUGCAAGUUCAAAUGGAAGGGAAGAAUUGCAUUGUCACAGGUGCAAAUUCCGGCAUUGGUUUUGCAACUGCUGAAGGCCUCGCUUCACGUGGGGCAACUGUCUACAUGUUAUGCCGGAAUAAGGAGAGGGGAGAGGCUGCUCUUACCAAAAUUCACUCAAUCACUGGAAAUAAAAAUGUUUACUUGGAGGUCUGUGACAUUUCAUCAGUCAGUGAUGUCAAAUCCUUCGCUUCUAGAUUUUGUUCAAAAGAUGUGCCGGUCCAUGUCCUGGUGAACAAUGCAGGCGUGCUUGAAACAAAUCGUGUCAUCACUCCAGAAGGCAGAUAUGAGCUGAAUUUUUCUACAAAUGUUCUUGGCACUUACACCUUGACAGAGUUGAUGUUACCACUCCUUGAGAAGGCGGCACCUGAUGCUCGUGUUAUCACAGUUGCCUCUGGCGGGAUGUACACAGCUCCACUGACAACCGAUUUACAGUUUAGUGGUAACAAGUUUGAUGGGGUGGAACAGUAUGCUCGGAACAAGAGAGUUCAGGUUGCAUUGACAGAAAAAUGGGCUGAAAUGUACAAGGAUAAAAGUGUUGGUUUCUACUCCAUGCAUCCAGGGUGGGCCGAAACGCCUGGAGUAUCCAAGAGUUUGCCGGAUUUUUCAAAAUCGUUUGAAGGAAAACUUAGAAGUAGUGAGGAAGGUGCAGAUACAGUAAUCUGGUUGGCUUUACAACCAAAAGAGAAGUUGGUUUCAGGACAAUUUUAUUUUGAUAGAGCAGAAGCACCUAAACAUCUGCCACUGACAGGCACCAAGAACUCCCGUUCCACUAUAGACUCCAUAAUCGAGAAACUUAGAUCUUUGGCUGACUUAUGAUAAUACAUGCUUCCCCUGAGGAAUCCUGAUGCUCAAGUCUCCUCAAUCAUAGAAUAUCUUUUCGUUGUUUGAUUGUGUAGGAUGAGCAUUUCUUGUGAUUAUUACUUUAACAUUUGGGAGUAUAACAAUGUUGAAAGGUAAAGGUUUUCUUGAAUGAUUACGAUACCGAAGAAUGCUUUCCCAAAAAGAUAAAAAAAAGUGAUUUGCACCAGCCGGGAAUCGAGCCCGGGUCUGUACCGUGGCAGGGUACUAUUCUACCACUAGACCACUGGUGCACUUGUUGUCUUAACAUUCGAUCAGUUCUUGUGUAUUUUAUUUCCUAUUGGUGCUUACGGCUCUCUGAAUAACUAUGAGCUAAACAGUUAGUGUAUACAUAGAUCGAAGCCUCAACGACAUUUCACAUUGUAAAAGUUCUAUACAUAAAAUGUUCUGUGAACAUAGACCGCAUACAAUAGAUUCAAUAUAAUUUAGUCUUUUGUGGA
This is a messenger RNA of Nicotiana attenuata, 1545 nucleotides long. RefSeq names its product dehydrogenase/reductase SDR family member 12. The transcript has 10 exons. The coding region runs from base 44 to 1063 and encodes 339 amino acids. Lineage: Eukaryota; Viridiplantae; Streptophyta; Magnoliopsida; Solanales; Solanaceae. The record is from RefSeq and is a predicted model, not a curated record.